Molecule: messenger RNA, 4415 nt
Organism: Gadus macrocephalus (Pacific cod)
Lineage: Eukaryota; Metazoa; Chordata; Actinopteri; Gadiformes; Gadidae
Exons: 2
Coding region: 1945-3084 (379 amino acids)
Source: RefSeq, a predicted model, not a curated record
UUUGUGGACAUGGGGAGAUGUGUGUGGACAUGAGGAGAUGUGUGUGGACAUGGGGAGAUGUGUGUGGACAUGUGUGUGCGCUCUGUGCCAGGCUGGAGCCUGCUAGUUGUAGCGUGUAGUCUUUAACAUAGACGGCUUUAAUAUUGUGUGAACAGGCACCAACAACAUCAGCUGCAUCUUGUAGAAGCCCACAGAAAUAACCUCUGAGAAGGCUGUCUUCCAACCAAAUCUCCGGUACCUGAGUAUAACACGAAAACCCCCACUUACACAACUCAAAGUCCGGUUCCUAUGAAAAUUAAUAACAUUUAAGGAUUGUUUUCCGUGUUGUUAUGGAAGUCAUGCUGUUUUUGAAACUUUGGCUAUUGUUUCUUUGUCAAUCUGCUAUUAAACAGCUGAGGGUUGUUCUUCAAAGACAGCUUUUUAAACGCCACCAAGCGUGUACUUGCUUAUGAAAGACAAAAUGUUGUAUUCAUAUUUAAUUUUCUUUGGUUGACUUUGUGUUGGGAUUAGCCAGCACAGUUUGUCCUAAUCCUCCCUUUAUAAGCCUUUUUCAAGGUUGCUUUCACUCUUCAUUUAGUUUGGCUUUACACAGCCGAACAGAAUCACACUCAAGGUGAAUAAAUUGAUGUGUUGCCUGCUCUUUAGUUUAUGAGUCGUGACGUUGUAUGAAUAAACCAAUCAUGCUCAUUAUGAGAAUGUAUUUGAAAAACCUUAAGUGGUAAUUAAUUAAUAUAGAAUAAUGUCAAAUAAAAGAAGGGCAACGGUGAGAGAUAUAGAAGGUUCUGAGCAGUCUGGGAGGUUCUGAGCAGAACAUCUGGGAGGUUCUGAGCAGUCUGGGAGGUUCUGAGCAGUCUGGGAGGUUCUGAGCAGUCUGGGAGGUUCUGAGCAGACCGUCUGGGAGGUUCUGAGCAGACCGUCUGGGAGGUUCUGAGCAGUCUGGGAGGUUCUGAGCAGACCGUCUGGGAGGUUCUGAGCAGAACGUCUGGGAGGUUCUGAGCAGACCGUCUGGGAGGUUCUGAGCAGACCGUCUGGGAGGUUCUGAGCAGACCGUCUGGGAGGUUCUGAGCAGACCGUCUGGGAGGUUCUGAGCAGUCUGGGAGGUUCUGAGCAGACCGUCUCUGUAGAUAUUGCAAUAUUUGUAUUUGUUUCUGCUUUCCUGAACCACAUGUGCUGGGUGGCCCCUGUAGUCGUUUAAUGAGGGAAAUGCUAAAAGAAUAAAGAUAAAUGGUACUAUGAGCCAACAAGCAGUAAAUAUGUUCUGCUGUUUCUUAAGAGCAGGGACAUACAGUCAGAGUACAUCAUUAAAUGCAUUGAACUAGUUUAUCACCAGAGAGAACGCUGUAUUGAGCUAUUAUAUUCCACCCACACUACGUCUAAAGUCGUAAACCAAACCUUCAGUACGUUUAGAGUACAUUAAGACAAACAUAGGCCAGGAUUUCACACAUCUUGCACACAUUCAGAGCGUAACUCAAUCAGGCUUGAUUCUCUUUCUAAUCACAGGAUUCACACCAAGGCUGUAAAUCCUCCCACGUUUGAAUGCAUUUAAUGAAACACGACAGAUGUGAACGCACCCUAAGAAUCCGCUCCUUUCUCAGAGGAAAGGCUGCCUGGCUCACGUCUCACUAGGCCCCUCGCUUGUGAUUGGUCACGGAACGGAGUGAUGAGGAAUUAAAGGCUGGAAAUGACAGAGGGAUCGCAUCGCCUCUGGAUGACUGAGUUAGUCAUUUGCGUCAAAAGUAUGUAGAGUGAUGGAUGGUAAAGGUGAAUGACAUAUUUCUUAAUUUGCCGCAAUUUCCUGCCCCUAAAAACCCACCCGCUGUUAAAAUAGUCUUUCUCCCAGUGAUGCAAUGGAACAUUUGAGGGUCUAUUAUUUACAUAAGUACCCAAGUCCACACAACAGCCCCCCUCGCUGAAACAUAAACACAGCGGAGUACUGACAGCAAAAUGCAGACAGAUUCAACUCUGGGUAUUGGUACUGGUCCCAUACGGUCAUACUCAGCCUAUCAGGAGCAGCGCUCCAUACGGUCAUACUCAGCCUAUCAGGAGCAGCGCUCCAUACGCUCAUACUCAGCCUAUCAGGAGCAGCGCCCCAUACGCUCAUACUCAGCCUAUCAGGAGCUGAACACCAAGGAGCAGCGCCCCAUACGCUCAUACUCAGCCUAUCAGGAGCAGCGCUCCAUACGCUCAUACUCAGCCUAUCAGGAGCAGCGCUCCAUACGCUCAUACUCAGCCUAUCAGGCGCAGCGCUCCAUACGGUCAUACUCAGCCUAUCAGGAGCAGCGCUCCAUACGGUCAUACUCAGCCUAUCAGGAGCAGCGCUCCAUACGGUCAUACUCAGCCUAUCAGGAGCAGCGCUCCAUACGGUCAUACUCAGCCUAUCAGGAGCAGCGCUCCAUACGCUCAUACUCAGCCUAUCAGGAGCAGCGCUCCAUACGCUCAUACUCAGCCUAUCAGGAGCAGCGCCCCAUACGCUCAUACUCAGCCUAUCAGGAGCUGAACACCAAGGAGCAGCGCCCCAUACGCUCAUACUCAGCCUAUCAGGAGCAGCGCUCCAUACGCUCAUACUCAGCCUAUCAGGAGCAGCGCCCCAUACGGUCAUACUCAGCCUAUCAGGAGCAGCGCCCCAUACGCUCAUACUCAGCCUAUCAGGAGCAGCGCUCCAUACGCUCAUACUCAGCCUAUCAGGCGCAGCGCUCCAUACGGUCAUACUCAGCCUAUCAGGCGCAGCGCUCCAUACGGUCAUACUCAGCCUAUCAGGCGCAGCGCUCCAUACGGUCAUACUCAGCCUAUCAGGAGCAGCGCUCCAUACGGUCAUACUCAGCCUAUCAGGAGCAGCGCUCCAUACGGUCAUACUCAGCCUAUCAGGAGCAGCGCUCCAUACGGUCAUACUCAGCCUAUCAGGCGCAGCGCUCCAUACGGUCAUACUCUAGUAUUUGGUGGUUCAGUGGAACCCGUUCUGCAGGGACAAGGUCUGGUUCCCCACAGGCUGGUUCUGCCCAGCCUGUAAGAGGGCUGGUAGGAUGGGACAGUAACACCACUGUCUCAGGGACUGUUUGUACUGCCCCACCCUUACGGUCCCUGUAGCCGGGCCUCUCUCUGCCUUUAUAAACACGCACACACGUCUGCACGCGCGUGUGACCCUGCAUCAUGAAGAGUGAUGUAGGCAGGCCGGCCCCAGAGGCUGUGACGUGGCGCGGUGGAAACCCUGGAGCUCACCGUCUCGCCCGCAAGUCAGCUGAGACACUGGGCUGACAUCACAGCCACUUGUGGAAAGACACAGUAACAUGCUAAGCUGCUUCUGUCCCAUGCCCGCAAGCUGCUUUUAGACCUGCUGUGUGGGUACAUUUCCACUGGGAGUUAACUGGCUUUGGUCCCUCUCCCUCCCUUUCCUAUCACUCUCUCUCUACCAGCUCCUAGUGUCUUGCCUAACUCUGUCCCUUAUUCACUCCCUCUCUGGUUGUGUCUAUGAACACUCUCCCCCUCACCCUCUAUCUCUCCCCCUAUCUCUCUCUACAACCGAAGCACCAGGGCUGCCUUGACGGCCCCGUCGUUGUUUAGCCCUGCGGUCAGUGGGCCGCUGCUCUCCAUUCUGCUUAGUCAUCCUUGUGCUAAACCGGCCGUAUAAACAGGCCAGGCUAACUAAAUAGUUGGCCAGUGGGGGGGAGGGGUUAAGGGGAGUUCAGCCAUUUGCAGUUCCUCCCCGGUGGCUGUAAAUGCGUUCUCUGUGAGGGCCCCGCUGGCGUGUAGACGUGGCAGGGGGCCAGGGCCCAACAGUUUAUGUGCAUUGAGGGAUAUUUACAGUAGCAAUGCUUCUAGGUGUUGGAAAAGUACAUCUCUGACAACUCUGGGCCUGGUAGCGUUCCAAAACCGGACCCUUUGCAGCCUGUAUCUGAUCACUGGCUCUUCAGUGUACUGAAGGUUUCUCUCUGCAUCACACGUCCAGAGCUCAAUGAAUAAGUGAAACUAUUCAAUGUGGUAUCCUAGGAACAACCCAAACCAACAACCUGCUCACCAACGCAUCCACUGGUUCUGAGUGGCAUGGUUCAUCCGCGUUGUCCAACAUCUGCAGUCAACGUCCCCACACACAUACACCGAGACCUGGGAGGAGGACACUCAGGGCCCCCUAGUGCUCACUCUGAGACACAGCACAAGGCGCUCGUGUUACUGGUGAAUGUAGUUUACGCCUUGUUCACACUACAUGAGUCCGUCGACGGAUGACCUAGGGCGUGUUUGAUGUAUAGGGGACUAGUCUUUGUAGACGCAUACUGCAGCCAAUCAAAUCGCUUCCCGCUACAAAGCCGAUGUGUGGAUAUAAAUACAAAAGAUGACACAAACAACAGGUGACUAAAAACAAUCCUAUCAUUCCACAUUUCUUUAAAAAAAUAUAACGGCCGGACUUUUCCUGCUUCUUCCUG